Molecule: messenger RNA, 998 nt
Organism: Cuscuta epithymum
Lineage: Eukaryota; Viridiplantae; Streptophyta; Magnoliopsida; Solanales; Convolvulaceae
Source: the annotation of a GenBank genome assembly
UUCCAAAAUUCAAACAAAACAUUCCAUCUUCCAGAUAUUCUGGAGGUCAGUUCCAGCGACAGUUCCGAAAUGGAGAACACUCCAAACGACGACGCUUCGUCUUCUGCUAAUUUCAGGGGAGUUAGGAAAAGGGAGUGGGGGAAAUGGGUUUCGGAGAUUCGGCUCCCCAAUAGCCGGCGCCGGAUUUGGCUCGGCUCCUUCGACUCGCCGGUGAAGGCGGCGCGGGCGUUCGACGCCGCCCUUUUCUGUCUCCGCGGGAGGAACGCGAACUUCAACUUCCCCGACAACCCUCCCGACAUCGCCGGCGGCAGCGCAAUGUCGGUCGACGAAAUUAAGGUUGCGGCGACCCAUUACGCCAACGCGGAGACCCAUCAGGAUACCGGGUCGGGUCCCAACCGUGAGAAUGUUUCGGAUCAUUCGACUUCGCUUUCGCCAACUCACUCCAUGCAUGCUGACUCACCUCCUCAGCCGGGCCCCGGUGGGCCCGAACAUGUUGAAGUUGAAAUGACACAAGCACCCUUGGACGAUGGGUUUCUCCAGCAGUUGGACGCUCCGAUUUACAGCUUUAAUGGCUAUGGUUUCCCACCGUCUUUACCCGAAACCAAUUACGACAUCGAUGAUCAGUACGAUGGAUAUGCGUCGCAAGGAUCAUUUCGUCUCUGGGAUUAUUGAAGCAACCAAUCACAUCUUAGAGAAAAUUCCCGUUAAACUAAUUCCAGUAAUACUCAACGAACUCAAUAUCUCUUCAAAUCAGAGAUGAAUUUUACGCGAGUUCACGAAAAAUGGCGAGCCUGACUAAUAUGUACAGGACUUUCUGUAAAUCCAAAAAAAAUUGUGCUAAAUAAGAGUAAAAUAUACGAGUAUGGAUUAGCUAUGUUCCGUAAAUAGCAUUAUAUGUUUUAUAUUUUCCUUAAAUAAGACUAAACAUUAUAUUUCUACAUUUAAUGUAAUUAAUAAAUAUAACUAAUCUCUCUUCCUAACUCCUCAUGUGUAAUCAG